AUGUUAAUUCCAAAGCUUGAGGUUCUAGAUGAAAUCCCCACAAACAAUUUUUUCAUAACCCCUCAACAUUCACCCGCCCGUGAAAUUCAACAGCUUAAUCAUCAUCAGCAACAACAAAUGUUUACUACUACUUCUAAUAACAACAAUUACAAUAAUUAUAAUUCAGCUUUUGCCGAUGUUUAUAAUCAAAAGCAACCACACACUACCAACAAUAAUGGCUUUUCAUAUUCUCAAGAUAUUGUCAAUUUUACUCAGAAUAAUACAAAUUAUGCAGAUAUUAUGAAUGGACUUGAUAAUAAUAUUGAGAAAAAUCUUCAUUCUACUGCAACUGAAUGUCCCUCAAAUCAAAUACAAGAUAUUAUUGAUAAAAGGUAA
Molecule: messenger RNA, 375 nt
Organism: Entrophospora sp. SA101
Lineage: Eukaryota; Fungi; Glomeromycota; Glomeromycetes; Entrophosporales; Entrophosporaceae
Source: the annotation of a GenBank genome assembly